Messenger RNA from Geosmithia morbida, 3225 nucleotides. RefSeq names its product Ankyrin repeat. NCBI's taxonomy places the organism in Eukaryota, Fungi, Ascomycota, Sordariomycetes, Hypocreales, Bionectriaceae. Gene Ontology annotation, molecular function: protein binding. The transcript has 3 exons. Bases 1 to 3225 code for a protein of 1074 amino acids. The record is from RefSeq and is a predicted model, not a curated record.
AUGUUGGAGGCUUUGCCGUGGUCCAAGCUCGAUUUGCUAUCCCUGGAUGCCAUUAUCGAGGCCAAGACCAAAAUCCUGUGGUUCCAGAGAUCCAUUUCGAAUUCCGCCAGCUGGACCUCCAGUGAUGAAGGCCUACUGCUUUAUCUCUCUUUUAUUCCGGAAAAGCCACCGCGAGACUUUCAAGCUCUCGAAAUCUCCGCUACCGAGCUGCGUCAUUGGCGGUCCGUAAGCCGAGAUGAGCCUUCGUCGGAGAGCAGCUCGGAGACAGUGUCGUAUUGGAUGACCAUUCUGAAUGGUGCCUUCAACGACCGAGAGCCCGAGGAGUUCCACUUGGAGAGAAUUUUUGCCGACCUUCGAAGCCAGGCCAUCCCCGAUUACGCUGAGGCGUCUGUGAAAUGGCCACAAUAUGCUGGUCGGUACUGGUCUGUCCUUAGACCCCAGAUCUUCUCACUUUUCAACGCUUCAAGAUCCUUCAACUUUGUCCAAUGGGUCCUAGAGUUUGCCCGAAAAACAUGGCCCGAAACGUAUGGGAAGUACGCUGCCGCAGAGCCUAUGAUGGAUCUUACCGAUGCUCUUUGCAGCGGCACCAUAACCCCUCUUCAUGGGCCUAUGGGGACUCCGCUGCUUUGCUCCCUUCUCGGACACAACUCAUUUCUAGAGGCUUUAUACCUCACUCCUUGGCUAGCCCCCACCAAUCCGAUCACAUACGCCAACCAGGACCGCGUUGAAACUAUUCUCCUAUUGAUUGACGCAGGUGCUGACUGCACGUGCGACUUCAAGUGGGGUGAUAAAAACGGUUCAAUCCUUCCGUUGGCAUUCUGGGCGUCCCUCGUAAUGAACAAUGAGUCCAUCCUCCAUCGGGUUCGUGAGAAAGGAGCUAGUGUCGACUUCGCCAUGGAGGAAGUCCUGCGAUAUCCCGAAACCGAAAUUGAGGGCUCAAGAAACAAGAAGACCAUGUCCAAGCUGCUUACGUAUAUCUUUGACCUUUUUAUGAAGCAGCUGGUUGACGAUUUCAACUUCGACGAAGGCGUGAACAGUGUCAUAAAGAGCCUUAUGACCCGCAUGGACAUUGAUUUUGCUAGUGAGGGUGGACAGAGGAAGCUCGAAGGCGUUCCGGAUGAGGUUAUAUUCACCCUGUCUGAAUCUGCAAUCCUAGAAGGCAUGAGCGUUGAGCUACGUCGCCUUGUUCUCGAUCCCAGAUUUGACCCGAAUCCUGAAUCCGUCGACGAAGAGGACUGCGAUACAUUGCUGCACACAGCUGUUUCAAGCAACUCUCUCCUCAUAGUUGACAUCCUGGUCAGUGCGGGGGCGAAGCUGAAUGCCGUAGGCCAGUACGGACGAACCCCGAUCAUGGUUGUGGAGUCAGUGCAGAUGCUUGAGAAGCUGGUGGAGCAUGGUGCGACUACGACGGACGUGGACUACGAUGGGCGAAAUAUUUGGCAUUACGCAGCAGCAAACAAUGACAUGGAUAUGUUGGAAUGGCUGUGUGAUAAUGACCCUUGGAAAGCUGAGAAUCUCAAAGCCGUCACCGACGGGGGAUGUACGCCUCUUGCGGAAGCAUUCUUCUCCAUUGAGAGUCUGGCGGCCCAGCCUUCCAGCAUGGGCCCUACUCAGAACCCCGAGGCCGCUACAAGGCUUCUCCAGGAGUAUGAUGGCAAUACCUUUCUUAUGAGCCCUACUCCCUUGACCCACCUGGCAGCUGCCUGGGGUGACCUGGGACUCAUCGAAGGGCUUGCGAAGUUGGGUGCCAAUUUUCGCCAGCCAGACGAGGACGGACAGACUGCACUUCACUAUCUCAACUUUUCAGCCUCCACACAGGUUGUCAAGAGACUUCAAGAACUCUGCUAUGGUGCACCGGUCGAGUCUGACCAAAACUUCACGCCGGCGGAGACUAUAUUUACCAAUUUUUGGCCUUUCUUUGACGAAUCCGACCCUGCCAACCCGUUGCCGACGCAUGCUGGGCGAGCGAAACGCUUAUCGGUGCUCCACGACUCCAUAGCUACAGCUUUGAGGUGCAUCGUGCGCGCUGGCGGACUCCACAACUACGAAGAAAGAAAGGGCUGGUCAGCCGUCAUGUGCUUCCGGGGUGGCGAAUUGGAAGAAGUGACCCGAGUCAUCAAAUUUUAUGAAAGGCGACCACGCAAGUCGUGGAAUGUCAAGUACUUCCACCGGUCCAUCAUCGCAACACUUGAGAACUCUGGGCCUAUCGCGGCGGAAAAUUUCUACCGAUCGGCAUACGCCGUCCAUCUUCUUGCUGAGGCUGCCUUGCAUCGCAAGAUGGCGUUAGUCAAACAUCUCUGCGCGCGAGGUGUCAGGGUUUUCGAAUGCCAUAAUGGCAAAUGCGGCCCCGUUGAGCUCGACUUCCUAUACCCACUGGAGUGGAUCAUCACGCGUUCUCGCGAUACCGAGCCACUAGGUGAACUUCUGAAGCAUGUUACCGCCAAGGAACUCAAUGACGGGCAGGAUAGACUGGUUGACGCCCUCUGCUCCUGGAAAGGGACUGGAAAGCCAGCCAAGAUUGAGAUGCUUCUCCGAAAGGGCCUGGACCUCAAUUACCUGCCCAAGGGGGACGAUGCGGAUUCCAUGCUGGGACGAGUGAUUUUGAACGGCGUGUCCGAUGUAGCCGUAGAGCUUCUGAAGAACGGCGCAAACCCAAGGCUUGGAUUUGGGAGCUCGAAUGCGGCGCUCUGUGCAGCAUACAUGGGUGAUCGCAGGGUUUUGCUUGAGAUCAUGAGACGUUUUGGCAACGACUUCCCAUGGAAAGAAGUUGGGAGGACACAUGGAGACCUCGACGGGAACGUGCUCCAUAUCGCCUGCUUCCAAGGUCACGACGAAACACUGACAACACUUUUGGAGCUGGAGGGUAUGACGGGGCUCGUGUCUCAUGUUAACGGCCUGGCUGACGGUAAGACUCCAGCCCAUAUCGCAGCGCUGAUGGGGUCUGCACGCUGCAUAAAAGUGCUCAACAAAUGGGGCGCCAAAUUUGAUAUUCGCGAGGAGACACAGAAUGGCGGGACGCCGUUACAUGUCGUUUGUAGUAUUGUCCCGACUAAAGGAUACUGCGAUACACUGUUAGCGCUCACAGAAUUCUGUCCGGCUGCUGUCAAGAUCAAGGAUACCAAGGGCCGUACUCCUCUGACUAUUGCCAUUGAGGGGGGACAUACCGCAUAUCUGGAGACGCUGUGGAGAGUCGAUGCUUCCAUUGACGAGCUUGCCGACAAAUGA